GGGCAAAGAGCGGGUGGGACCGCCUUCCUGCCUCCAGGGGGCAGCGGCCGCGCUCUGGUCGCUUCGUGGUCAGCUCGGCGCCCGCGCCGCUCUUCCUGUCGCUGGGAGUGGCGGGCCGACCAGCGGGCGGCCCGGGCCGGCGGUCGCCAUUCCUGUGUCGCUGCGCCCGCGGGCGCCGCCCGAGCCCGCCACGAUGCCCCUGGGCCUGAAGCCUACCUGCAGCGUCUGCAAGACCACGUCGUCCUCCAUGUGGAAGAAGGGCCCGCAGGGGGAGAUCCUCUGCCACCACUGCACUGGCCGGGGCGGCGUGGGCGCCGGCGCGGGGGCGGCUGGCGGGACGGGUGGCAGCAGCGGCGGUGGCGGCUUCGGCGCGGCGACCUUCGCCAGCACCUCGGCUGCCCCUCCGCAGAGCAACGGGGGCGGGGGCGGCAAGCAGAGUAAACAGGAAAUUCACAGGAGGUCUGCUCGGCUCAGAAACACUAAAUACAAAUCUGCUCCAGCUGCUGAAAAGAAAGUUUCCACUAAAGGAAAAGGGAGAAGACAUAUUUUUAAAUUAAAAAAUCCCAUCAAAGCUCCUGAGUCUGUUUCCACCAUAAUCACUGCAGAAUCGAUCUUCUAUAAGGGAGUGUAUUAUCAAAUUGGAGACGUUGUUUCUGUGAUUGACGAACAAGAUGGAAAGCCCUACUAUGCUCAGAUCAGGGGCUUCAUCCAGGACCAAUAUUGCGAGAAGAGUGCAGCGCUGACGUGGCUCAUUCCCACCCUUUCGAGCCCCCGGGGCCAGUUUGAUCCUGCGUCCUAUAUCAUCGGACCAGAGGAGGAUCUUCCAAGGAAGAUGGAAUACUUGGAAUUUGUAUGUCAUGCACCUUCUGAAUAUUUCAAGUCACGUUCAUCACCGUUUCCCACAGUUCCUACCAGACCAGAGAAGGGCUAUAUAUGGACUCAUGUCGGACCUACUCCUGCGAUCACUAUUAAGGAAACCGUUGCCAACCAUUUGUAGUUUAGAGAGUAAAACGUAUUUCCGGUUAUGUUGGAUUCAUACUGCUAUAAGACAUGCCAUGUUUCCUUCAUGAAAUUCCUACAUGGAAGGAAGACUAAGAAGUUUUUCCCUAGUACCCAGUAACCAGUAACUUGUUUAUUACUAGUCAUUGGAAACUGAAAAUGGUAACAAGGAAUUAAAUGACAGGCAAAGACUGUAAUUUCCAGGGAGACCAUUAAGAACAGGUAGUAUCUAUUUUUCUCUGUGAUUUAUUUCUAGAAACUUACUAAAUGGAUUGUAUUUUUCUACAAGAACAAAAUAGUAAUUAAGGUUUAGAUUUCUGACCCCAGGACUUAAUCAGAUCAAAUGUAGCUAUAACCAACUGUGUCUAUCACAAAGUUACACAAGCUUUAUUUUCUCAUCUGGAAAAUGCUAGAUAGACUGUUGGCCACUUUAAAGAAAGUGACUGGUGGAUGACUGUAUCAGCCUGGGCUUUUAAAAACUUUAUUCUAUAGCAGAUGGAUUCAGAAAUAUUUUUUGAUCUUAACAGAGCUGCUCCUUCCUCAUUGUUUUUACCUCCCUUUCUCAAACUGAGGCUUCGGGUCAAACCGUAAAAUUUUGUAGAGCAGUCAACUUCACGCAAAGCACACAGGAGACACGUAGUGUUCAGGCAUCCCACUUGGUAGUUUCGUGACCACUAUUAGAACAGCCAUUUGGCAGUCAUAAAAAUGAUUAAUGGGCCAUAAGCAUUUAAUAUCUUUAAAAAGUCUACCUAAGGUUAAACCAUCUGCUAUAGACUCAUAGUAACAGGCCUAAAACAAAGUUUUAGACUUAAAAGCCCUGUUUUCUAUGAAAUUGUCCACAAUUCAGGUAUAUCAAGUGCAGGUCAGCUAAGUAAGAGAAGAACAAUGUGAAAAUGGGAAGAAGUAGGGCCCAUACAUCUUGCUUCUUCUUCUAUCGGGACUUAACCAGCAUUUUUCAAUUCCAAGAAAAUUUGUCAGAAUCUUAUUUAAUCAUAAUGAUUUUUGAGUUGUAGCAGUUUUAACUUCACAUUUUUCUACACAGUGAUGGUUUGUAUGUUAGAAGCAAGCAACUGUAGAUAGCUCUAUGUGCAUAGUUAUCUCCAUAAAAGUUACAGUAAAAUUUAUUGUAAAUACUAUUGUAAAUAGCUAAGUGCCAAUAUUCAAACUUUUGGAUUAAAAUGUAUUUUUCAUAUUGUA
Molecule: messenger RNA, 2196 nt
Organism: Hyaena hyaena (striped hyena)
Lineage: Eukaryota; Metazoa; Chordata; Mammalia; Carnivora; Hyaenidae
Gene: GATAD1
Product: GATA zinc finger domain containing 1
Exons: 5
Coding region: 194-997 (267 amino acids)
Biological process (GO): regulation of DNA-templated transcription; chromatin organization
Cellular component (GO): nucleus
Molecular function (GO): zinc ion binding; sequence-specific DNA binding
Source: RefSeq, a predicted model, not a curated record